AUGGAGCCAGAAAUUCUGCUGAGAACAGUGUAUGUGAUGCACCGCAAGGAAGGACAGGUUCUAAAUAUUCCCAAGCCCUCAUUUGUCCUCCCAUCACAGAAUGUGUUGUACUCACCUUUUUGUGUCGUUUCAGCUGCAUCUGUCCCCCCACCUCAUUCAACCAUGAAGCCUGGCUCCCCUGUCCCGAUGGGCACCGACAACCCCGGUGUCCGCAGGGCAGCUCGCUUGGGAGUUUACAGAUACAACAACAGCUCCAACGACCUCUUUCUCUUCAAGGAAUCCCAAAUUAAAACAGCCAUGGUACAGGUUGUCAGAGGGCUGAGGUACAUGCUCCACGUGGACAUUGGCCGCACUGUGUGCAAGAAGAGGGAGCGCUCCAACCUGGACAGCUGCCACUUCCAGAAGAAGAAGAACCUCCAACAGAUGCUGAGAUGCUAUUUUGAGGUCUGGAUAACACCUUGGUUACACACAGCUCGUGUUCCUGUUGCUCUCUGUUACUGAUUCACCUUGCCCCAUGGGAACCUGACUCACAUGAGAUCUACCAUCAUGAGUUUUCCCUUGCUUGGACUGUUGAGGCCAAAACUGAAGUGAGGAAGAGCUGCACAGGAUCUCCCCAGAGCUCUCCUCUCAGAGCUCAUGGCUGCUCUUCUCCCUGAGAAAGAUGCUCCAAAGUGACAAAGCUCUGCCUUGCCUGAAUUUCUUGCUGUCCAGCUGUGUAUCUGUGUUUUUCCCCCAAACUAAAGUGCAGAUGAGGCCAAUGCUGUCAUUCAUUCUGUGGAGGCUGAGUGCCCAAAGCAGUGUGAACACACCUAGGAAGCAGUGGUGGACUCGUGUUACUCAGUGAUGAAUCUUCAGGCAGCUAUGACAUGAACAAGGCUAAAGCACAGCACAU
Molecule: messenger RNA, 892 nt
Organism: Dryobates pubescens (Downy woodpecker)
Lineage: Eukaryota; Metazoa; Chordata; Aves; Piciformes; Picidae
Gene: CST7
Product: cystatin F
Exons: 5
Coding region: 1-501 (166 amino acids)
Biological process (GO): positive regulation of myelination; negative regulation of microglial cell activation; immune response
Cellular component (GO): endoplasmic reticulum; lysosome; late endosome
Molecular function (GO): cysteine-type endopeptidase inhibitor activity
Source: RefSeq, a predicted model, not a curated record